This is a messenger RNA of Gongylonema pulchrum, 255 nucleotides long. Lineage: Eukaryota; Metazoa; Nematoda; Chromadorea; Rhabditida; Gongylonematidae. The record is from the annotation of a GenBank genome assembly.
AGUUCUGAAUUAAUAAACGCUUCUGCUCUGAAACAUUCCAGUCACAAGUCAUCUCUCGCAACACAGAAAGAGCAAACUCCUCCACUAAUCGAUUUCUAUCUGGAUGACAAUCCCGGUGUGCAAGAGCCAUCAGUUUUACAGCAGGAAAAAUCACCAAAGAUCACAACGGCAACAAACAGUAAGAAGACAGCAGCAGUAGCAGCACCAAAAAAGAAAGACUGGGACGAUGAUGCCUGGGAACUGCUUAAUGAAUGA